Messenger RNA from Xiphophorus hellerii (green swordtail), 1955 nucleotides. RefSeq names its product adenosine deaminase tRNA specific 1 (gene adat1). Gene Ontology annotation, molecular function: RNA binding; tRNA-specific adenosine deaminase activity; adenosine deaminase activity. Lineage: Eukaryota; Metazoa; Chordata; Actinopteri; Cyprinodontiformes; Poeciliidae. The transcript has 9 exons. Bases 124 to 1575 code for a protein of 483 amino acids. The record is from RefSeq and is a predicted model, not a curated record. Gene Ontology annotation, biological process: tRNA processing.
UACUUCCUCCGUGUUUUGGAGAUGUUUUCAAAUCGGUUCACGUGGUUCAAUCAACACGCUUUUAAACUAAUACACGUCAAACAGCAAUUUGACCACAUUUGAACGAUUUUUCUCCUGUUUAAUAUGAUAAAUGCGGAUGAAGUCGCCGAGUUGUGCUACGAGCGUUUCCGCCAGCUGCCCCGGAGAGGGAAGCCCGAGCCGGGCAGAGAGUGGAGCCUGCUGGCCGCUGUGCUCCGGAUCACCCGGAGACCAAACUCCGACUCAGUGGAGAUGGAGGUCGUUUCCUUGGGAACCGGGACUAAGUGUAUCGGAAAGGCAGCCAUGAGUGCCGCUGGUGACGUGCUCAACGACAGCCAUGCUGAAGUCAUCGCCAGAAGAGGUUGCAUCAGGUAUCUGAUCCAGGAGCUUCACAGAGCCGUGAGCUCUCGCUACAGCUCGCUGUUUCGCCCGGCGGAUCGGAGAGGGAAGUGGAGGCUUCAGCCCGGAGUUUCCUUCCUGCUCUUCACCAGUCACACUCCCUGCGGUGACGCGUCCAUCAUCCCCAUGACGGACUCCCAGUCCCAGCCCUGUCCCCCCGUCACAUCUGUGAGCAGCUGUGGAGAGACGGACGGAGGACGGAACUUGAAAAGGAAAGUCGAGGAACCCGGCGAAGGAGGGAACUUGAAGCUGCCUCGACUCGCAGAGGAAGAGACAAAAGAAGAAGAAAUGGACCCGUUUGAAUCCAGGACUAAAUCGCCUGACAGAGUCGUGUCUGUUCCUGCAUCAGCGUCGGAGCUCAAACCAGGAGAUUCCGCAGACUCGAGGCAGUCAGACGCUGAACUGGUCGGAGACGCUCACAGGACGGGCGCCAAGUGUGUCCCGGGAGGCCCGGCCGACCCGCUGCUGCCUGGGGCGGGCUACCACAGCGCCGGGGUCCUCCGUGUGAAGCCGGGUCGAGGAGAGCCGACUCUGUCCCUGUCCUGCAGUGACAAACUGGCCCGCUGGGGGGUGCUGGGCUUCCAGGGUGCGCUUCUGUCUCAUUACCUGGAGGAGGCGCUGUACUUCGACACGGUGGUGGUGGGCAAAUGUCCGUACAGCCAGGAAGUCAUGCACAGGGCGCUGGUCAUGAGGUGCUCCCGCGUUUCAGAGCUUCCUGCUGGUUUCUCUGUCUGUUCGCCGCUGCUGCUGCAGUCCAGCCUGGAGUUCCAGUUCAGCCAGAACCAAACCAAGCUCCAACACCAGGGCGGACAGGGACGCAUCUCCCCGUGUGGAGCGGCCAUCAGCUGGUGUAAUGUUGCAGAUCAGCCACUAGAUGUCACUGCCAACGGCUACAAACAUGGCGUCACCAAGAAAGUCCUGGGAACACCCAAAGCUAGGUCUCUGUUGUGUAAACUGGAGCUUUUUCACGCGUUCCUGUCUCUCGUAGCGGCCACUGACCCUUCGGCUCUGCCCGACUCUCUCAGGUCAGGAGAGCUGCACACCUACUGGGACCAUAAGCGGGCCUCCCAGUCGUACCAGCGAGCCUGGCAGCAGCUGCGUCUGCAGGCCUUCCCUCUGUGGCCUUGCAGUGACAGAAACCUCCUCCUGUUUCGCUGAAAGCCGACUCCGCAGCAGGAAUGUCCUCGUCAGGCUUGAUGAAAAACCGGCUUUGUUGCAGCGCAAACCCGGAGGGUCAUGUGCUGAAACAGCCGCCGGCCAGCAGAAAACUGAUUUCAAACUGAGGAUGGCAGAACCAGAGACAAAGCGUCACUUUCCCCUGGCUGGCUGUUAGCUCAGCUGCUCUGCGGCUCAGCACUCACAGCAGGACGACCCGCUCCGUCCCGCUGAUGUCUGCAUGUGGCUGCUUUAUUUUCACGUUGUGAGAGCUCUCUGAAAACACAGCUGACCCGCCUGCAACUUUCACUUCGCUGCAUUAAUUAUCAAACUCUCCUUGUGUUUCUCCCACAGAUACAACAGAAUAAAAUCAGUAGUCUCUA